AUGAGUUUUAAUUAACAAUAACGAUUUCAUAAGAAACCAUAUUCUUAAUAUGAUCUCAAUACUGAUAGGCCAUCCAAGGUGUCAUCAUUUAUGAAAUCAUCUGAGAUUAUUUCUAACUAUAAAGAGAAUUAAGAUCAAUAUUCAAAUAGUUCCAUUAUUAAGGAAAUCCAAGAUAUAGAAAAAAUGUACCAAGACAAAAUUGAUUAUUUAAAAAAAAUACAUGCGAAGUUACUGUCAACAAUUAAAUUUCUGGAAAAAACAUUAGAAUAAUAGAAAAACAUGCUUUAAGAAAAAUAAUAAAUUGUAUAUAUAUAUUUUAGAUUUAUUUAGAUUAUAAAAUAAUAAAAUGAAAUUUCUUCAUAUCGUUCUAUUCUCUCAUAAAAUACACAACUCAAUAUCAAAAAUCUGAAAACAGAAAUUGAAGAUGAAAAAAUUAAAACUGAGAGAUUGCAAUAUGAACUUAAGGACUUUAAAAAUAAGUAUGAAAAAGAAAAACCUCUUGUAAACUUAUUCAAAAAAAUUGAAUAAACUUAAGAAGAAUAUAAUUAAUAAAAUAAAAUAUUUAUGAAAGAAGUGCUACAAUUAUUAGACAAACCUAGAAGUCAAUCAUUCUAUCGAUAACCAUCGAAAUAACUUGUUAAGAAAUCCUCUUUUUAUAAUUGA
Messenger RNA from Paramecium pentaurelia, 663 nucleotides. The record is from the annotation of a GenBank genome assembly. NCBI's taxonomy places the organism in Eukaryota, Ciliophora, Oligohymenophorea, Peniculida, Parameciidae.